AUGGUCGAACACCUGGAGAAGAUUGUCAUGGCUGACAAGUAUCCAGACCGAGACCGGGUGGCGGCAGGAUGUUUCUUGUUGUGCAUUUUCUUCAGGGCCCGUUUUUCAGAUAUGAUGAACUUGCAGGAUCUCAUUUUGGAUGAAAUUGUCGUUGAUGGAAGCCCCCAUGGGUACAUUGAAGGGAAAGUUGGUCGAACAAAAUCAGCCUACACAACCGAAAUGAAAACGAAGUACCUGCCGAUGGUUGCACCGCGUUUUGGUGUUACCGGGGCUGACUGGUUCACCACCUGGAGGGAAGUUGGUGUCAGGUGUGGAAAACCGAGGGGUGAGGCUACGCCCAUGCUGCCAUAUCCUUCCAAGGGCGGAUGGACAAAGACACCUCUUGGAGCUGGAGAAGGUGCUGACUGGUUGCGGCAACUGCUGCAGGUGUCGGGUAUACCGCCUGGAGCGCUUGGGAACAUCGGAACACAUUCGCUCAAGACCACAACACUCAGCUGGAUGGCCAAGUUUGGGGCCCCAAUCAGUAUCAGGCAACAUUUGGGAUAUCAUAUGCCGAGUGCCGACAAGAUGGCCCUGCUGUAUUCACGUGAUGCAUCUGCUGGACCGGUUAGGAAGCUUGAGGAAUGCCUUGCUUGUGUCAGGGAGAAGACCUUUGUCCCUGAUGCCACGCGAUCUGGGUACUUUCCAAUGCAGGGGCGUCGACUCGAGCCUGAAACUGAACAGGCCCUUUCUGGGGUUGGCACCCCUGAAACUGACACGGUAGUGGAUUUCAGUGACACAGACUCUGAAGACUCCCGUGACGAUGAGCAUGCCUUUGAGGAACAAAACAUGAAUGAGGCGGCCAUGGACCACGUGGUAGGCUCAUGGAAUGAACAUGCAACUCUUGAAGCCCUGGGAGUUCAAGAGGACGCCCCGCUCUUCAGGAACCGAUUCACCAGAUACAUUCAUUUGCUUUCAGAGGAGGGGGGCAACAAGUUUCGAUGCGGCAGGGAGAUCAAUAACAAAUAUGAAGAGCUUGAGAUUAGGAGGCUCUUUCACGAGGCCUACAGCCUUACAGCAGCGGAGCUUAAGCACUCAGUUGAGCGAGUUGAGGACAUGCCAGUAAAGAAACUAGCACAGCCUGAACGUGCAGAUAGGAAAACAGAUUGCAGCAUGUUGAACUUAGCAGGUGCACUUCAAAAGAACAGGUUGGCUUUGAUGAGACGAGGCCUCGCCUUUGACCAGGCGAACUUGCUGGACUACCUGGAGCAUGACAGGCCAAAGAAUAAGGGCAAGGGAAAGUCUAAGGGUCAACAAGGCGGUGGAUCGCUCACCAUCAAGAUGCCUGUUGGGCUGGAAGGCGGGGCACCUGGGAACCGCAACAACCAGCCCAUAUGUUUUGACCACAACCUUCCUCAUGGUUGCAAAUUGCCCGUGACCAAAGGCUGUUGCUUGACGGCCUGCCUUCAACAUGUUCCCAGUGGCUCAAAGCUGCUCAGUUUUUCGAAAAAGGGGGAAGGCGAGAGCAGCUUAGUUUUGAAGUUUGGUAUUUACAGAACUCCCAUGAAGUGGAUUGACAGGUCUUUGACGUUGCACCACCCGUUUGACACUUUUCAUGUCGUUCCUGAUCAAAUGCUUGAUGUAUUAUUAUUUUUCAUUUUGACCACGUCCCCUGCAGAUGUUUGCAACUUUCGAAUCUCCAAAAUGAAGCUCUGGAUGAGUUGGGCAGAGGAGCUUGAAGCGCAAGAGAAAGAACACAAGUCACGCCUUGACCCUGAGGUUGGACAAGUUCUUGCCCCCAAAAGGCUCCUCCUGCUCAGAAAGAUAGCUUGCAGCUUGGAUUGGCCUGACACCAAUCUUUUUGACGAAAUUGAUGCGGGCUUCAAACUCACUGGAAUCCAGAGCCCUUCAAAUGUCUUUGGGCUUGAACCCAGACCACCGCAAGCCUCUGAAGGGGAGUUAUGGGCUAGCGCAAAAUUCAUUAGACCUGCGUUGAUUGGCAAGGUCAAAAGUGCAGCUCUUAAUACUGAGAGUCAGCCAUUGUGGGAUGCUACAAUGGAGGAAGCGAGUAACCAUCACUGGAUGACUGGCCCGCAUGCAGUUGAACAAGUUCAUGAUAUUUUCAAUGGGCAGCCUUGGAUACCUGUGAGACGAUUCGCAGUUCUGCAGUCCUCUGGUGAUAGAACGAAGCUCCGGCCUAUUGACGAUUUCGCAGAAAACCGUGUGAACACUGCCUAUGGCUACUCAGACAAGUUGGAUUUGCGUACUUUAGACCAGGUAGUGUGGAUGACAGCUGCCAUCACCCGCGCACUGGCGUUGGGAUAUGUUUCAUUUCGAAGGAGUGAUGGAGCCCGUCUGGAGGGUAAGGUCCACUCCGCAUAUCUGGUAGAGGGUGGUGGUCAACCUCUCCUUUCUGUUUUGGAUUUGUCAUCAGCAUAUAAACAAUUUGCGAUCAGUAAGGAGUGCAGGCGGCUCUCUGUCAUCGCUCUUAAGGAUCCUUCAGACAAUUCAUGCAAGUGCUUCAUUGGCAAUGUGCUGCCAUUUGGGGCGACGGCCAGCGUGGUUCAUUUUAACCGCGUGUCCCGGCUGAUCCACUCCAUUGGGCUCCAUGCUGGACUACUUUGGGGAAACUAUUUCGACGACUUUCCAAUGGUGGCACCUUGCUUAUUGAAACAGUCCUCAAUGAACAUGGCUAAGCUCCUACUCGACAUGCUCGGGUUCCAGUUUGCCGACCAUAAACUGAAGCCCUUUGACUCAAAAGCCACUGUUCUUGGGGUCGAGAUUGACACCAGCGAAUCUAUGAAUGGUUUUGUCCUGGUGAGGAACAAGCCCGGCAGGGUGACAGAGGUCUCGGAUACAGUCAAUGGAAUUCUGGCCCGUGGCACGUUGACGGCAAGGGAGGCUAGCCGGAUCCUGGGCCGCAUACAAUUUGCAGAUGCCCAGGUUAUGGGUCGGGUUGGAAGAAUUGCCAUGCACGAGUUCCGGCUUGCCAUUAAAAGCCAUGAGAGCGUUGCUGGCCACACCAUCGGGGGCGUUGUGUCCAAUGGCAACCGCUUUGAAUAUUUUUCAUGUGCAGUGCCGGAGCGCUUGGUUGAGGAGUGGGGAUCUAAGUUCUCCCACUUUAUUGGACUUGUGGAGCUCUAUGCCAUUUUGGUGAGCCGGCGUCAAGCAGUUUGUCCUCUGACAGGGGUUCGAAUGACCGUCCUCCAGUUGCAAUGCCACAUUGAGGAGACAGUUGACCUUUUGCAGGACAUGGGUUUCGACGGCCAUUUUAUUGUCAUUUUUCUGGACCAAGUUCAUGCUGAACUCCAAAGAUUUUUGCGUAUGUGUGAUCGCGCCAUUGCUGGCCUCGAAUACCGUCUUUUUGACAUUUUUCUCCGACGCCUUCGCCUUUGA
Messenger RNA from Cladocopium goreaui, 3375 nucleotides. The record is from the annotation of a GenBank genome assembly. Lineage: Eukaryota; Dinophyceae; Suessiales; Symbiodiniaceae.